GUGGAAAUCUGCUGAGUACGCUGUGUCCGUUACAUCGCCCUGGAAGGCUCUCCCACAGCCCCGCGAUACUCCAUGUUACACACAUUUUAGUGUUGUCCAGCCUCGUGUGUCUUGUUGUUAGAUGACACUGUGAUGCCCAGCGCCUGCGCCAGUCCGUUGCAGCUGACGUCACCCUCAGCAUGGCGGUCAAGGUGCAAGCAACAAAACGAGCUGACCCCCAUGACUUGAAGAAUAUUUUCCUCAAGUAUGCCAGUGUGGUGCAGGAGGGGGAGCAUUACAUGACCCCCAAGGACUUUGUGCAGAGUUACCUAGGACUGCACACACAGCCUCUGCAUAACCCCAAAACUGUAGAGCUCAUCGCUGGAGUUGCUGACACCACCAAAGAUGGACUGAUUUCUUUCCAGGAGUUUUUGGCCUUUGAGUCUGUCCUGUGUGUCCCAGAUGCACUAUUCAUUGUUGCCUUUCAAUUGUUUGACAAGACCGGCACAGGAGACAUCUCCUUCGAGAAUGUUCGUGACAUCUUUAGCCAGACCACAGUUCAUCACCAUAUACCCUUCAACUGGAACUGUGAGUUCAUCAGAUUACACUUCGGCCAUGAGCGGAACAAGCGCCUCAGCUACACAGAGUUCACACAGUUCCUACAGGAGCUACAGCUGGAGCAUGCCCGCCAGGCUUUUGCACAGAAAGACAAGAACAAAAGUGGCACCAUUACAGCCUUGGACUUCAGUGACAUCAUGGCCACCAUCAGACACCACAUGCUGACUCCAUUUGUUGAAGAGAAUUUGGUUUCAGCCGCAGGGGGCAGUACCUCCCAUAUGGUGAGCUUCUCGUACUUCAACGCCUUCAACGCCCUCCUGAACAACAUGGAGCUGGUGCGCAAGAUCUACAGCACUGUGGCAGGCAGUCAUCGAGACGCAGAGGUGACCAAAGAGGAAUUUGCGCACGCUGCCAAUAAGUUUGGUCAAAUCACUCCGAUGGAGAUUGAUAUUCUGUACCAACUGGCUGGGCUCCACUCUCACUCCGGGCGCCUGAACCAGGCAGACAUCGAGAGGAUAGCCCCACUGGAGGAAGGAGCCAUGCCAUACCACCUCGCCGAGGCUCAGAAACAGCACCCUCACGACACGUCCCGUCCCGUCUGGCUCCAGGCUGCGGAGUCGGCCUACAGGUUCACCCUGGGCUCAAUCGCUGGAGCCACGGGUGCCACUGCGGUGUACCCCAUCGACCUGGUGAAGACCCGCAUGCAGAACCAGCGCUCCACGGGUUCCUUCGUGGGAGAGCUCAUGUACAAGAACAGCUUUGAUUGUGCCAAGAAGGUUCUCCGCUAUGAGGGCUUCUUCGGAUUCUACCGAGGUCUCCUCCCGCAGCUCAUUGGAGUCGCCCCAGAGAAAGCUAUCAAACUCACGAUGAAUGAUUUUGUCAGGGACAAGUUCACCACAGAAGAUGACACUAUCCCACUGCCAGCCGAGAUUCUUGCUGGAGGAUGUGCUGGUGCCUCCCAGGUGAUCUUCACCAACCCUCUGGAGAUUGUUAAGAUCCGCCUGCAGGUGGCUGGAGAGAUCACCACAGGACCCAGGGUCAGCGCCCUCAGUGUUGUCAGAGAGCUGGGGUUCUUUGGCCUGUACAAGGGAGCCAAAGCAUGCUUCUUAAGAGACAUUCCCUUCUCUGCCAUUUACUUCCCGGUGUAUGCCCACACCAAGGAGAAGCUGGCUGAUGAAGAUGGACGUGUGGGGCCUCUACAGCUGCUCACUGCUGGAGCUAUUGCAGGCGUACCGGCGGCUUCUCUCGUCACCCCUGCCGAUGUCAUCAAGACCAGGCUCCAGGUGGCAGCCCGGGCAGGACAAACCACGUACAACGGAGUCAUCGACUGCUUUAGGAAGAUCUUAAGGGAGGAAGGCUUCACUGCGUUUUGGAAAGGCGCAGGAGCUCGCGUGUUCAGAUCCUCACCCCAGUUUGCAGUGACGCUGGUGACCUAUGAACUGUUACAGAGGUGGUUCUACAUUGACUUUGGAGGACAUCGUCCUGCUGGUUCUGAGCCUACCCCUAAACCUGCCGUCCACGACCUCCCGUCAGUGAAAGUGGACCAUGUGGGGGGCUACCGUCUCGCCGCUGCUACUUUCGCCGGCAUUGAAAGGAAGUUUGGUCUUCACCUGCCUAAGUUCAAGCCCUCUGCAGAGGCCAAAGUUGAGCCUCAGCCUUCGUAAAGCAGGCACCGUGGGUUGCACAUCUUCCGCAAUCUUAAUCUUCCCCUUUUCUGGUUUCACAGUGGUUUUAUGGAACCAUUCUUCAGCUAACUGCAUUUGUGUUUUGUUAUAUUCUAAAUGCUGCAUGGGAAUGGCUUUUUGGUGUUCAUUUGCGUAGCUUGCACAGGUCUAUUGUACAUAUUGUACUUCUCUACAGAGGGACAUUAUGGCUUUAUGAAUGGUUGUUGGUAUUUUAUGGUGUGCUGAAGCUUUGGUGUGCAUGUGUUAUCUUUCAAAGACACGCAGAUGUACAGAUGUUUUCAAUGAUUAUUUUGAAAUCACAGCAAACUCUUGUGAAAUAAUUUAAAUGCAUUUAAUGUAUUUUAUUGAAAUAAAUCUUUUAAACAUUA
This is a messenger RNA of Periophthalmus magnuspinnatus, 2590 nucleotides long. Its product is annotated as electrogenic aspartate/glutamate antiporter SLC25A12, mitochondrial-like. The record is from RefSeq and is a predicted model, not a curated record. NCBI's taxonomy places the organism in Eukaryota, Metazoa, Chordata, Actinopteri, Gobiiformes, Gobiidae. The coding region runs from base 180 to 2201 and encodes 673 amino acids. The transcript has 18 exons. Gene Ontology annotation, biological process: L-glutamate transmembrane transport; malate-aspartate shuttle; aspartate transmembrane transport. Gene Ontology annotation, molecular function: calcium ion binding; L-glutamate transmembrane transporter activity; L-aspartate transmembrane transporter activity.